AUGUCGACGCGUCGUGACAAAACUUCACAACAACCAGACAAGGAAGACAAGCAACGAGUACGAACUCCAGCGAAUGAAAGAGAUGAUCAUUCACCAUCAGGAGAUAGACUAAUUAUAGAUCAAGGUUCUGACGAAGAUUGCGAUGCAGCAAACAAUCGAGAACAAUCUGAGGAACCCAAUCGAUCCAGUGCGUCACUAUAUCCAAAAAUACCGUUCAGAAAAUGUUCGAAUUGUGGCGCAUCAAAUAUGCAUAAUGAGAAUGCAGAUCAAACUGGUGAGACAUUGCAAGAACACCAUGACAAUGCUUCAACUAUUCUACAAACACAUAUUCCAGCUUCUAAUGAGCUUCCUACUUCAUCAACGUCACAAAAUAUGUCUCAAACAAAUUUCAAUAAAGGACAGUCAUCAGUGAAUGAAAAUGCUCCUAGAUCGAUCGAUUCUGAAUCAAUACCAUCGAUUAGUACAAAAACUUCCAUUACACACAACAAACCACCACCUGUAAAAAUAAGAAGAUCGAUUAUUUCUAUAGUAGAAUUCGAUACAGCUUCACAGGAUGAUUCCUCAACAGCAAAUGAAAUCGAAUUGAGCAAGCCAUCACUCGCAUCAGUGGCGGAAGUACGCGAUGGAGAAGAAGAUAAUAAUACAACUGACAAUUCGGGAAGCCCCAUUGGAGCCAUUCAACCUAGAAGAAAAAAUCAAUCCUCAUCUACUCAUUACUCACAUGACGACAUCAAACAAAAUGAUUCACAUCCACCUAUGUUCGCUACUCAAUCAAAUAAUGAAUUAUCAAGUGAAGAUGAAGCCUAUAUUGCCUAUAUACCUCAUUUACCUUCUAAUGAAGUUACAGAUCAGGAACUUGAGACGAUAAUUCGGCAUACAUUAGAUCGCCAAUAUAAAUUACACGUGAUCGAUAUUAAAUGUAAUAGUCAAUUCGAUGUUGGUGUUAUGUAUCUAAAAAAUAAAGAAGAUAAAGAUAAAUUAGUAAAUACUAUUUGUCAAACAUCAAUUACAUUAAACUCAGAUGAAACAAUAUCAUUUACUAAUGAAUUCGAAUUAGAUGUCUAUGUGGUUGUGACAUCCAAAGAUAAUAGUGAUCUUCCACGUAGCAAACAUGUGCGUCAACAAUGGAUGCAGAUCUAUAAUGGUAACUCCCCAUUGAAAUGUAAACGAUUAUCGAGUCAAUUCCCAAAUAUAUUUAAAAUAAUAAUAGAUAAAGUUGAAGAAUUAUUUACAAUUACAUCUGUAAAAGAGUUCCAAAUCGAACAUCAAACAGCCAUCGUUUAUUAUCACGCAGAUUGUUGUUUUUUCGAUACUGUACCACAACAUAUUACGGAGAAGGACUUAUACGCGGCAAUAUUUAAAGAAAUAUCUCCAGUUAAUCGAUCAAAAACACGUAUUCAUGUUUCUUUGGAUAUACAAGAAGGCAGUGCUGUUGCAUUGAUAUGUAAUUCAUCUGUAAGAUGUACUUCAAUAAAUUUGGAUGGAAAAGUAUUUAAAAGGAAAGAUCGUCUUUCAUAUUUUCUUCGACUACAUUCAGUACCUUCGCAUAUACUACCAACACAUAUCGAAGCUCAAGAGAUUUUUAAUGGUACUAUUAUCAAAAUUGAACCAAGUGACAAUGAUAUCAUUGUUGAAUUGUCGAGUAAGAGUGUUUAUGAAAAAUGCUUAGAACAACGUGUUUUACGUAUGGAUAAUCAUACUAUUAAUAUUACAAGUAAUUCUUAUUCAAGCAAAAAUACAGAUGACGAUAUUAAUAAUGUCAAUUGGUAUGAAACAGAAAUGUUAGAUGGAAAAUCAAAUAUUAUGCAGUUUUUUACUCAACCUGAACAUCGAAUUUUCGGAUUAAAAUGGGAUUGUCAAGCAUUUUUAGAUCAAUUUCAUGGUCGAUCGUCGGAAAAUAACAAUCAUCAAGAAACAAUAAGUAAUGAAAAGCGACAUUCGUUACGAAUGACAGUAAUGUUAAAUACAAUUGGUAUAGUAGAAAAAGGAAAUUAUUCUAUAGAUAAUAAAAAAAUUCAAUUAAAACCAAAUCAAUUAAAUACUAUAGUCUACGAUCAUCAAUCGAAAUUACAACAAGAAAUAACAUUAUCAUCAUCUAUUGGAAUUGAUUAUCCAUAUGAAUCAACAUCUGUUCAAGUAAUAAAUGAAGAUUGUUUAAUUGUUCACGAACAAUUGCUUUCUCGAGGUUACAAUCCAUUACUUCUCAAUAUGGCAAAUGCAUACUCACCAGGUGGCGGAUAUCGUAAAGGUGAUGGUGCACAAGAAGAAAAUAUUUUUCGCCGUUCGGAUUAUUAUCGAAGUCUUGAUAUAGAACUCGAUGCUGGACAACCAACUCCUAGAUUUUAUUGUACAUCAAGAUGUCAAUUGGAACAACUUACUACUAAUCAAAAAAUGUAUCCAAUGGAUGAAUAUGGAGCAAUUUAUACAUCAGGAUUAACAGUAUUUCGUCAACCUGAAGAUACAGGUUAUGCUUUUAUGGAACAACCUAUGUUCAAUGUUUGUGCUAUCGCUAUAGCUGCUUAUCGAAAUCCAAAACUAGAUCAUAAAAGUUUUCUCACAUCAAAAUAUAUGAUUGGUACACGUAAGAAAAUUGAAACAAUCUUUGCUAUAGCUAAACAUCAUAAACAUGAUUGUCUGGUUUUAUCUGCAUUUGGUUGUGGUGCUUUUCGAAAUCCACCUAAACAUAUUGCAUUGAUUUUUAAAUCAGUCAUCGAACAAUAUGCAGGAUUUUUUAGAAAAAUUUGUUUUGCAAUUAUUGAUGAUCAUAAUACUGGUCAAGAUUUAAAUCCACAUGGAAAUUAUCGACCAUUUCAAGAUAUACUUCAUAAUUUAAAAGUUAAACCUAUGAGACAUAUAACUGUUAAUAUGAUGAUCGGACCUUGGCGUAUAUUAAAUAUAGCCAACAACAAAGAAAUUAAUUUAAGUGAUGUUAAAAUUUGUGAUUUAUCUCCAUGUCAUUAUGGAGGUCAAUGUCGAGAUUUAGAAAAUAACCAACAUUGUCAGAAAUAUCUUCAUCCACCAUUAUGUCCGCUAAUGGAUAGUUCAGGAAUAUGUCAAUUAAAUAAUGAUGAUGAUCAUAUGAUUUUAUUUACACAUCGAAUUAAGCACUCAAAUGCAUCUAAUAGUCGUAAUGAUGAUCAUUCAUUGUUACCAGUUUGCCCAUGGACACCAUUUCAUUGUCGACAAUAUAUUUUACUAUCGGAAUCGACCAAUAUUGCUUCAUUAUCAUCAGAUGUACAAAAUCAUUGUCGUGAAUUUCGACACAUCUGUCGAUUUGGUCGUCAAUGUCAUGAAACAUCGAGAUUACAUCGUGAAACAACAAUUCAUAUUGCACGUGAUAUAUGUCCCGACGGAAAUAAUUGUUCAAAAAUCAAUCAAGAGAAUCAUCUGUAUUCAUUUACACAUUUAGGUAUAGCAGACAUUCGUCGUCUAUGUUAUUAUAUUGGAUCUGAGUGUUCAGAUCGAGAUCAAAUUAAACAUCUUACUCGAUAUCGACAUCGUGGAAAUUAUGAUCAUAGUAGUGUUAUUCCAUACAAUGGACUCAAUAAAGAGAUAGUUUUUAUUCAAAAUCAACAAGAAAUAAUCACAACAAUUCAUCGUUAUGCUGAAUCUUUGAAAUUUAAAACUCCACUUUCUAUUUCACGAUCAAUCAUUAAAUGUAUGCAAAGUUUAUCACCGAUUUAUCAAUGUUCAAAAGAAUUAUUUGAAUUAAUACUUCUUCAUGGUCAUGUUAUGUCGACUGAAUAUAUAAAACAAUUAAUGGAUUCACGUGUAGUAAUUCAAACUAUUCAACAAAAUAAAUUUAUUCAGAAAAUUAUUAUUUCAAAUCAAAAUCAAGCAAAUGAAGAUCAUAUUAAUAAUUAUAUUCAAGCUAUUAGCUGUGCAGAAUUUAAUAAAAGACUUCAGCGAUCUUCAUCUUCAUCACCUGAAGAAAACUUCAAUGAUACAAUUCGUACAGAAGAGAAAUUUCUAAAAAGUAUAUUAACUCGUAAUGAAAUCGAUAAGAUUCGUGAUUUUACUAUACAAAUGAUCGAUGCAGUACUAAAUCUUUCAAAGAAUAUUGACGAUGCAUUCGAAAAACAUAUCACAGCAAUUUUAGCACCAAAUCUACAUCAUAAUGUUGAAGAUAUUGUUCUAGUAUUUAAACGAGAUGUUUUAUAUCAUCCUGAUGCAAAUGUAUCGAUUCAAUCAAAAAAUUCAUUCUUAGAUGGAACGACUUUUAUUGAGCGACCAUGGAUUAAAGAUUCAGGAACAUCGAAAAAACGGCUUGAACAAUUUCAUAAAUCGUUAUUACAUUGUUCCAUUCAAGGAUAUGAUUAUGCUUUAGCAUCCGAACUAUUAGCUAUAACUGAAAUUUACAUACCACAUACACUUUAUACUUCUCUUUCAUCAGCAGCUCAACUGUCAGCGAAAACUAUAUUUGGCGAUUCAUUACAUAUUACACCGCGCAAUGUAAAUCAAUACCAGGACUAUGUGAAAGAUGAUUUGAUGAAGAAACUUAUUAAAAAUAUUGAACAAGAAGUGUCAUUAUGUGGUAGUAUUAUUACUUUACCACCAAGCCAUUUGAAGAAAUAUACUAUUCUUCCAUUUACAUUAGCAGAUGAUUCUGUAUCUGAUGAUAUUUUUAUUUAUUGGCAAUCGAUGUAUGGUGAUAUGAUGUUGGUAUUAUCAAAUGAACCGAUUGAUACUUGUAACAUUUCUCGAUCUCUUUUAUGCUAUAUUGCAGAAACACCAUCAACAACAAUAAAUGAUUAUUGCGAAUCAUUUUCAUAUUUAAAUUUUGAUGAUCCAUUGCAACAUGAAACUAUUAUGAAUAAACGUUCUUUUCUGGCAUCUUCAAGUACAUUUCAUCGUGGAUGUAAUCUUGAUGAUUAUUUGACAUACUGUUUAAAAUUGAAGAAAUCUACCGAUGAAGUAACAUUAACACAUGCUGGACCGAAUAGUAUUUAUAAUGAUGAAAAAAUAUCGUAUAAAUUCAUUAAAUCGGAUCUUGAUUUGAAUGAAUUAGUUUAUGUUCAAAUUAGUGCUAAUUCACAGCAGGUACCUAUUCGAAAUUUUAUGGUUUGUUUUAAACCAUUACACGAUUUACAUCCACAUUUUGAAAAAGAUUUUCAACCAACGAAUAGUUCUUCGAAUCAAUCCAGAGCACAUCAAUUAAAUCGUCCUCAUUCUCCACCAAUACCCAGAAAUGACAAGCCAUCGAAUGUUUUCUCUCAAAGAGCUCAUUCUGAUCGGAGCAAACUAAGUCUCUGUCGUGAUUCAGUUAAUUGUCUUCGACAAACAUCAAACGAUCAUUGUAAAAGAUAUUCUCAUCCUUGUCGAUUCUCGGAAGUAUGUUUAAAUAAAGAUAAUGAACCUCAUUUGACCCAUGAAGUACGUCGAGUCGAGAAGUGUCCAUUGGAUAAAUCGUGUAAACGUCUCGGCGAUCCUUAUCAUCGAGCAGAAUAUCGACAUACAGAUCUUCCUGACUUUCUUUUUCCAUGUCGCGAUCAAACGCAUUGUGCUCAACGAUCAGCUGAACAUCAUCGAAUAAAAUAUUCGCAUGGUGAACAGGUUAACAUAAGUUCGUCUUCAAACGCAUCAAGAAAUGAUCAUGCAACGCCUACUGAACAAACACCAUGUCGAUAUGGAUCAAGAUGUCGCGAUCAACACAAUCCUCAGCAUUGUUCGAAAUAUUCUCAUUCAUCUGGACAACAGCCAUUAUCACAACGAUUCGAUGAGUGA
Messenger RNA from Adineta steineri, 5724 nucleotides. The record is from the annotation of a GenBank genome assembly. NCBI's taxonomy places the organism in Eukaryota, Metazoa, Rotifera, Eurotatoria, Adinetida, Adinetidae.